CGCCGACCACCGCACCAACAGAACAUACACAAAAUCUCAAGUAACGCUGUCACUGCGACAUAUCUCUUGUACCAAAUCACCAAAAAUCACAAAUAUGUCCGAGGCUUUCUUUGACGAGUACGACUACUACAACUUCGACCACGACAAGCACAUCUUCUCCGGGCACAGUGGCAAGCAACGCACCAAGAAGGAGGUGAGCGAACACACCAACCACUUCGACCCGUCCGGCCAUUCCAGAAAGAUCGUGACCAAGCUGGUUAACACUGAGAACAAUAAGAAAGCUGCGAACAAGCACUAGAUGGGGUUUUGACUGACGACUAUGGCGUGCCGAAGGAUUGUCGAAUUGCCGAGCGAGAGGGGUUUGUGGCGGAUACCUGAAGAGAGUGAAGGCGUCCGCUCGUUGCAGAGAUCAGUGGAACAUCCGAGGCGGUUUUUGCUGACGCAGAGCUUCUACCAAGCGCGACAGCAAGCUUGCCGGGGGGCCCCGCGCCUCCGACCGCCGCGACAGAGGUAACUCACCCACUAUUGGACUCAACACCGUUCCACCGACGGAUCUCAACUCUCAACUGGGCUUGUUCUAGAGCCCAAAAUUUGCUGUGUUAUUAAUUCCUAGUUAGAUUAUUACUUUUAUUUGUAUCUUUACUGAGGUGCACGGACUGUAAUAAUUAAUUUAAGGUUAAUAAAUGCCUAGUACUACUAAUUUA
Messenger RNA from Pectinophora gossypiella (pink bollworm), 704 nucleotides. RefSeq names its product nuclear protein 1. The record is from RefSeq and is a predicted model, not a curated record. The coding region runs from base 95 to 298 and encodes 67 amino acids. Gene Ontology annotation, cellular component: nucleus. The transcript has a single exon. Lineage: Eukaryota; Metazoa; Arthropoda; Insecta; Lepidoptera; Gelechiidae. Gene Ontology annotation, biological process: negative regulation of cell population proliferation; regulation of transcription by RNA polymerase II; negative regulation of cell cycle.